CAUCUCGCAAUGCUUCCAUGAUUUUGCGACGCAGCACCGGAAACUCGUUGGGGACUCGAAGAAGAACAGUAGGAGGUAAAAUCGUGUCAGGGAAGGGCCAAGACAGAAAUUAAGACAACAAAAAUCUGAAAGAGAUACUAUCACAAUGCUUCCCCUAUCUCUGCUGAAGACUGCCCAGAACCAUCCUAUGCUGGUGGAGCUGAAGAACGGAGAGACGUACAACGGUCACCUGGUCAGCUGUGACAACUGGAUGAACAUCAACCUGAGAGAAGUCAUCUGCACCUCAAGGGAUGGAGAUAAGUUCUGGAGGAUGCCUGAGUGCUACAUCAGAGGAAGCACCAUCAAGUAUCUGCGAAUCCCAGACGAGAUCAUCGACAUGGUGAAGGAGGAGGUGGUGUCAAAGGGCCGUGGACGGGGAGGCGCCCAGCAGAACAAACAGCAGGGCAAAGGAAGGGGGGGAGCCGGCCGGGGUCUGUUUGGUGGUCGUGGCAGAGGAAUGACCGGCAGUGGUCGGGGCCAACAGCAGCAGCAGCAGCAGCAGCAACAGCAGCAGCAACAACAGCAACAGCAGCAGCCGCAGCUGCAGCAGCAGCAGGAUAAGAAACCAGGCAAACCACAGGGAAUGAAGAACCAGCACUGACAGACAACAUAGCACCUUCAGCAGCAUACCCUCUUAUUCAGAGUGAUUGCUCCUUCAGUACAUGAAGAUGAAAUUAACUCUCUGGUGUUUUUUUUUUUUCUUCUGCUGAGAUGUUUGUCAGGACUGAUCACUGCAGAAAUCACACUGGGAGAAGUUGAGAGAAGCUGUGCAUUUGCACUGAAUUUUGUUUUUUACCAUCUGUAUGUUGGUAUUAACAUUUUUUAUGACCAUAUACCAGUGUAUCAGUCAGAACUGAUAGACUUCUCCUUUAGUAUCAACUUGUAAUAUGUAUCGUUACAACUUUACAUUUUGUAUCAUAAAUCACAUUCGGUUAUCAUUCAAAAAACAGUUUUCCAUCAGUUGGUACACUGGAAUGAGGUUUCUAUUUUCAGUUUUUUUUAUGUGGUUGUUUGCUUGUUUUGUCUCCUCAGGUGUAGUUUUCAUUGGUGAACAAACUGCCCAGCCCCAACUUUUGUUGCAUGAAUUUUUUUUUUUAAGUUGCUCUUUAUUUCUGUGGUGUUUUUGACGUUCCGUUGUUUUUU
Molecule: messenger RNA, 1182 nt
Organism: Xiphias gladius (swordfish)
Lineage: Eukaryota; Metazoa; Chordata; Actinopteri; Istiophoriformes; Xiphiidae
Gene: lsm4
Product: LSM4 homolog, U6 small nuclear RNA and mRNA degradation associated
Exons: 5
Coding region: 146-640 (164 amino acids)
Biological process (GO): spliceosomal snRNP assembly; P-body assembly; nuclear-transcribed mRNA catabolic process
Cellular component (GO): P-body; spliceosomal tri-snRNP complex; U6 snRNP
Molecular function (GO): U6 snRNA binding
Source: RefSeq, a predicted model, not a curated record